CGCUCGGUCGUUCACAUCCCAGUGUCUGCCCCAGCCUCACUCCACUCCUCUCACAUCCAAGACCACCCCGCAGUAGCCGCCAUGGCUCUCACCGGCGGAGCCACCUCCGCGGCGUGCAUCCUCGUCCUCCUCGCGCUCGCCACCGCAGCUGGCGCGGCCACCCCUGCCCCGGCGCCGGCGGUGGACUGCACGGCCGCGUUCGCGGGCCUCGCAGACUGCCUCGACUACGUUACGCCCGACACCAAGUCGACCCGACCCUCCAAGACCUGCUGCGGGGAGGUCAAGACCGCCGUCAACAGCCCCUCCACCGUCGACUGCCUCUGCACCGCCAUGGCGGCCAAGACAUCGCCACUACCGAUCAACAUGACCCGGGUGCUUGCCCUCCCCACCGCCUGCGGCGAAUCCCCAACCGUCUUCAGCAAGUGCAAGGUUGUGCCGGGCGGUGCAGGUACCCCCACCAAAGGUAAUGCUCUUCUCUACUUCUGCACAUCAUCCACUUUGUAUUGCAUUCUUCGAUGCGUGCCCGUUUCUUAUCUUUGUUGUUCUGUUUUGUACUAUGAUGUGCGUGUCUGUUUCAGUACUAGCCUAGUAGGACAUACGUUUAGUAACAUUACUACGAUGAACUCACGCAUCUACCCAAAGCUUUUUUGGCUUUGUUGGAGAGCAUGAACAAACAAAGUCUUGUUCAGUUACAUGUCAACUUUAGCUAGAAAAAAAAUCUUUUAUCAGUUAUUACAUCACAUAUCAUAAAACUCCAAACGA
Lolium rigidum is the source of this 762-nucleotide messenger RNA. Its product is annotated as non-specific lipid transfer protein-like 1. The record is from RefSeq and is a predicted model, not a curated record. Bases 82 to 669 code for a protein of 195 amino acids. Lineage: Eukaryota; Viridiplantae; Streptophyta; Magnoliopsida; Poales; Poaceae. The transcript is spliced from 2 exons.